Molecule: messenger RNA, 1570 nt
Organism: Cuscuta campestris
Lineage: Eukaryota; Viridiplantae; Streptophyta; Magnoliopsida; Solanales; Convolvulaceae
Source: the annotation of a GenBank genome assembly
GUUCUCUAUUCACCCAUUCAAAGUCCUUUUCCUUGAGACAUACGAGAUCAUGCCCGGGCAGCUGGCCCCCAAUGGUCACCGUUUGUUGGGCAGUUUCAUUAAUGUCUGCCGGUUUCUUCGUAUCCCUCUCUCUCUUUGUCUUUUUGACCAUAUGUUCGAUGUUCGGCCCGGGUCCAAGGAAACCCUUGGAUUCGUGGUGGUGUCUUCCAACCAAGGCCGGGCAUUCCUUUGUGGCCUUCCACCCUCUAACAAGAAGUGGAAGGACAAAUAUGUCUGUGUCAAAUUCCCCCGGCUGCCUUUCCUUUUGCCCAAAAUGUCUGGGGGAAAAGAAUGAAGCGCCAGGUCAAACCAGCGGAGGCCGUUGACCUGGCUGCCUGGGAAGCCACCCUCCGGGCCGGGGACGCCUCCACCCGCGGUCUGUACCACGUCGGGAAGUGGAGCGUCUACCCCGGUCGGGAGACUGACCCCGAACCGGAGAUUGUUCUGCCCGGGGCGAUCCCCGAAGCCAUCCCCUUCCGCCAGGUGAGGGGACCUAAAGCCCUGGCCACUGCCACUGCCGGUCCUUCACGCCCGGCGAAGAAGAAAAAGGAGAAAGUGGUGAAAUUUCAGUCCAAGUUUGCCGUCCCACAAAUAGUGGUUGAGGAGCCCUCCACUGCUCAUCCGAUCAACCCUCCAUCCAGCCAGCCCUUCUCCCUGGAAGAGCAACAAACCCAAUCCCAUCAGGGAACCAACCAGCCCAUUCACUCGGGGGAUCUCUACAUUAAUGUCGGCCGGAUCGGGGAGGAGUACUUCGCCCGGCGGGUGAAGUCGAUGGAUGAGGAGAAGGCCCGGAUGGAGGCCAUGAUGGUCGAAUGCCGGAAGGAAGCCCAGGCUGCCCGGGCCAAGGCAGAGAAGAUAGAGGCCAAAUGGACAGAGCACUGUGCGGUUUACCGCCAGCUCUAUGCCAAGCACGACGGUCUCCUCAAGGCUGCGAAAGAGGCUGAUGAGCAGGCCCAAGCCAAGAUCCAGCAGCUAGAGGCCGAAAAUGCCCGGUCAGCCGAGGAAAUCGCUCGGCUAGGAGAUGAGCUGCAGAAAGAGCAGUCGGAGCGUGCCGCCCUUGCUGUUGCCUGGGCUACUCAAGCGCUUGAGGAGUUCGCCGCUAAGGCGUUGCCUGACCGGGAGACUGCCAUCCGCUUCUUCCAAGGCUUGUACAAGUACGAGGUCUCGGCCGGGAUCGUGGGCGAAAUCGGAACUUACGGCUUUGAAAGCGGCCAGUACUCGGAGCGGAAGGCCCUCUAUGGCAUCCUUCAGCAGAGGAUCCAAGGUUUUCAGCCGAAGGCUCUUUCUCUGCCCGAGCUGCAGAGCGAGGCGCCUGAACCUCCUUUCCCGGGCAUCUAAACCAUCCGCCCUUCUUCUCUCUUUCUUUUUUUAUGUUUUCUGAUAUAAUGAUCUGCCUCCGGGCACUUUUGUAAGACUAAUAUUAAUACAAGUAUUUUCAACAUUUUGUGCUGAGUGCUUUUAUUCCCUGUAUUUAUAAAUUCUUUAACUUAAUAUCUUUAACCGUUUAGAGUAGUAAAUAGCAGCCUGGCUG